ACGCAUACGAAAAAAAGCUUCUGCUACUAUCCGACAUCAUAGAAGUAAAAACCGAGAUGAAGUUUUGUAAAAUAAGAAACAAUAUUUACUUUACCUAUACGCUAUUUUAUCUCACAGCAAAAACAUUUGAAGAGACGCCACAGGUAUUUUUAAGAUAAUGUUGUUGAGAUUUCUAGUAAUUAUAUACUAUUACAUUCUGGUCGAACUAUUACAGUUUCAUUAUGAAGACCUAAGGAUAAACAUAAAGGCUUGAUUUUGUUACAUAGCAAUAUAAGAAGGAAAUUCUGAUUAUAUAUUAUUAAUUAAAGUAGUCUACAUGUACUUUAAACAUUUGAAUAACAAAAUCUCAUCAACCAAAUGAUAUCAAAAUUAAAUCUAAAUUAUAAUCACAGCAUAAAAAACUAUUAUUUCUUACUAACACCUUUUUAAAAAUCUUCGUCACGCACUCUGGGGAUCGAGAAUGGACGAGAGGAAGAAAUCUUGCGUUCGAGUUGCUGAGGAUGGCUGGCGUCUGGAAGGGCAUCCAGGCGUAUAGGCGAACACUUAGUGAAUGGAGAGGGGAAGAAGUCACACGUUCGAGUCCCUGUGGAUGGCUGGCGUCUGGAAGGGCAUCCAGGAACGAAGACGAACACCCAGUAGAAGUACUUAAUGGGACGAGGUUGAGGAAACUUCUAGGGGAGACAUGGAAAGGAGUUCCGAAACCAUUACACGAAAUUGGCAUCACAGUUAGCGAGGGUUCUCUGCUGGUCAAGAUUGCGUGGUCCGCGAUACCGCCGUUAGUCGUUUUCUUGGGAAUCAAGGUGGAUACGAGCAUUGCAUUUGCCGUUUCUGGAACCUCUGCUGAGACUUCGCUGAACACGAGCCAAAGUAAGAACUGACACAAUAUCUCGGUUCUUGGUUUAGGAUUAUAGCAUUCGUAUGUAGUAUGUGAGAGUUUAUUAAUAUGUUCACACACACACACACACAAAUAUUUACAUACACACACAUACAUAAAUAUAUACAUAUAUGUGUAUACAUAUACAUACAUAUAUUUGCUUGUUAAGCUGCUUGAUUUAGUGUACGGCUUUGAGAGAGAGAGAGAGAGAGAGAGAGAG
This is a messenger RNA of Penaeus indicus, 1094 nucleotides long. RefSeq lists its product as uncharacterized. The record is from RefSeq and is a predicted model, not a curated record. Bases 501 to 878 code for a protein of 125 amino acids. The transcript is spliced from 2 exons. Lineage: Eukaryota; Metazoa; Arthropoda; Malacostraca; Decapoda; Penaeidae.